This is a messenger RNA of Ilyonectria robusta, 1032 nucleotides long. RefSeq names its product putative RTM1-like protein. NCBI's taxonomy places the organism in Eukaryota, Fungi, Ascomycota, Sordariomycetes, Hypocreales, Nectriaceae. The record is from RefSeq and is a predicted model, not a curated record. Bases 1 to 807 code for a protein of 268 amino acids. Gene Ontology annotation, cellular component: membrane. The transcript has 4 exons.
AUGUCAACUCCGGAGGAGGAAUUCAAGCUCUACCACUAUGACCCGUCGACGGGGGCAGCGGUCACCUUCAUCAUCUUCUUCUUGGCCAUAACGGGUAUACACGCGUAUCAGAUGAUCCGCACGAAGACUUGGUUCUUCACCGCCUUUAUUAUCGGCGGCUGCUUUCAAUGGAUCGGUUAUAUUGGGAGAGCAAUAUCGAGCAGACAGAGCCCCGACUGGGCACUCGGCCCUUACCUUAUUCAAUCCGUGUUACUCCUCGUGUCGCCUGCCCUCUUUGCCGCCAGCAUCUACAUGAUACUCGGACGAAUUAUCCUUCUCACCGACGGCGAGCCACAUUCGAUUAUUAGAAGGACAGCUGACAAAGAUCUUUGUGCGGGUAUCAUGGCCAGCAACUCAGAAGGAUCAAUGUCGAGAGGAGAGCGUAUUGUGACCUGGGGCUUGGUGGUACAGGUCGUCGUCUUCUCGCUGUUUGCUGUUACAGCUAGCAUCUUCCACAAGCGAAUGCGGCAGAACCCAACGACCAAAGUAUUGGCACAGAACCUCCCAUGGCAGUCGCAUCUCAUGGUUCUUUACGGCGCAUCACUGCUCAUUAUGGUUCGGUCGGUGUUUCGACUAAUUGAAUACGCGCAGGGAAACGAUGGAUACCUGAUUUCGCAUGAAAUCUUCCUGUACCUUUUCGACAGCGUUUUGAUGUUUGCGACAAUGGUUGUGUUUGCGUGGUAUCACCCGAGCGAGGUAUAUGCGCUUCUGAAAGGAACCGGGGGCAUGGCAGUCCGACGGCUGACUUCGGUCUACUCAAUGGCCUGAGCAUAGCCGAGUCUGGAAGAGGGACCCCGGAGAUCGGCAAUCCUACUCACAGUCCAAAAGUUGACUUUAAUUGCUUGAGCCUGGCCAGAUCGAAGGGGGAGGGGAGCAGGAGGGAGAGGGAUGAAGCGGAUGUACUUGUUUUUGUUUUUGUUCCCAACCCAGUCGUUUAGAUGAAAUUUCAUAUGUACUCCUUUUCGCCUUAGUCUAUUUCUAUAUAUAAAAAGC